AUGAAGUCAAUCCGGAGAACCACAACCACACUCAACUACGCAAUAUUUUGCAUUACAAUACUGCUGUUAGCUUCACAAAGUCAAGUUGCAAAAGCUUCCUCAGCAGCAGGAACAGAAACCUUGGUGGGAAUUGUCGGCAAGGAUUUUGUCUUGGUGGGUGCGGAUUCCAGUGCCUCCCAAAGCAUUGCCUUGACGGCGUCCAAUUUGGACAAGAUUGCUCCUCUCAGUGAACAAUUUUAUAAUUAUGAUCAGCAGUCAGAACCAACACCUCAACUGGUAAAAAAGGAGCGGCAGAAACAACUCCAACAACCCUGCAUAGUGGCAGCCGCUGCGGGAGAUGCGGCUGGAUCGGAUCGUUUGUUGGGAAUGCUCAAGGCGCAGGCGACUUUGGAAGAAUACGAGAAUGGAUUGGGAUGUGACGUGGACUAUAUUGCUGCCAGUGGCGACUCUUCCUUCUCGUCGUCGUCCCCCGGUUUGGACGUGGACGCCAUGGCCAAUCUGGCGAGAAUUCAAAUUGCUCAGUCCCUGCGGAGUCGAACACCCUUUUCGGUCUGCCUCUUGAUUGCGGGCAUGUCUAGCAGGAAAAAAAAUUCUGGAUUUGUGGCUCAACGAAUUCAGCACCAGGUACGAAAUGCUUGGAAUGCCAAAGAGGAAACGCCAGUAGUAAUAGACGAUACUGGAGAGGAGGAAAGCUUUGUGCUUGUCGAAACAGUUGAGACGGAACCCAAAGAGGAAGAAAAGUCUCCAACAUUAUCCUCGUCGUCUCUUGAACCAAAACUGUAUUGGUUGGAUGAAUAUGGAUCCUCGCAAUGCAUACAAUAUGGGGCUCAUGGACAUGGAGCCAACUUUUUAUUGUCCAUUUUGGAUCAAGGGUUUGCCGAGGACAUGACUUUGGACGAGGCCAUGGAAUUGAUGAAGUCGUGUUUUCAACAAUUGCGGACGCGGUAUGUGAUCAAUUCGCCACAGCCGCCUUGUAUCAAGUGUGUUGAUGCCAAUGGAAUUCGAUUGAUUCGGUGA
Messenger RNA from Cylindrotheca closterium, 1017 nucleotides. Lineage: Eukaryota; Bacillariophyta; Bacillariophyceae; Bacillariales; Bacillariaceae. The record is from the annotation of a GenBank genome assembly.